Cyprinodon tularosa is the source of this 1714-nucleotide messenger RNA. Its product is annotated as RING finger protein 223. The record is from RefSeq and is a predicted model, not a curated record. The coding region runs from base 367 to 1086 and encodes 239 amino acids. The transcript is spliced from 2 exons. Gene Ontology annotation, biological process: protein ubiquitination. Gene Ontology annotation, molecular function: ubiquitin protein ligase activity. Lineage: Eukaryota; Metazoa; Chordata; Actinopteri; Cyprinodontiformes; Cyprinodontidae.
GUAGACGCCACCCCAAGGCCAAGACUUUCCAUUUGCAUAUGGGCUAAAAAGGGAGCUGAUAGAACAGGGCAGGUGGCAACGGCCAACGGCUGAGGAGGAGGAAAGAUCCAGCUUUUACCACAGCAGCCACUCAGACAGAGCUGCAACACAAGAGGGAGGGACCUGAGCAGAGGAACAACUGCAUCCACUGGGAUCUUUCAAGUCAAACAACUUUUUAAAAUGUAUUCCCUUAUAGAAAGGGAGUGAAUAGAACCAGGCUGAGUGAAAGACAAAAGGAUUUCCUGGCAUCUUUAUAAUUAUCAGAUAACCCAGAAACGAUCAGUCAAAAAGUCGCCUGGACAAAGAGGAAGCGUUACAUUUCCAAAGAUGGAAGAAAGCACUCCACAGGUGUGGCACAUGCAAAUUCCCAGACAGGAAGUUCCAGGAGAGCUGCAGAAGAAGCUAUCCGUGGCCAGCCAGCCGGAGUGCUCCAUCUGCUACAACACCUAUGAUAAUGUCUUUAAAACACCCAAGCAGCUGGAGUGCACGCACACUUUUUGCCUGGAGUGCCUUUCCCGACUUAUGGUUGUGACACUGAACGACCAGGAGGGGAGCAGCAGCACGCGCCUCUCUUGCCCGUUCUGCCGACACCCCACCAUGUUGCCUGAGGACGGUCCCCCUGCUUUGGCCACCAGCCAGGAAGUCCUCUGCAAACUCCCCAGCCACCAACAGCAUGAGGAGCCUGUGUGGUUGGAGGGGGAGAAGCUGUGCUACAAGAGCUCCAGACAAGACGCCAUCUCAGGGGCCCCUGAUAGUCCCACAGGCUUCUGCAUCUGCAUUGACAUUGGGGCCAGUAAGUCAGUGGAUCCUCCAGUCCAGACAAGGCCCAGGAGAUCUGGUCUGAUGGGGAGACUGGCAGACUGGAAGAGGAUGGUGCUCUUCAUUGUGCUCAUGGUGCUACUGGUUAUAGUGGUGCUAUGGCCGCUGCAGUGCGUUUUCACCACUGGAAACAUGCGCUGUAUGAGAAAUGGACCCCACAUCAGCACAACCGCAACCACGACCACCACGUUUCGCCCACUUAUCAGCAGAUCUGGUCUAAAAGGCUAAAUGUCGUAACUUGAAGGACUACACAGUAGAUGUUGACUAAAAAAAAGACACUUUAGAAGUUUAUCAAAAUAUUCUUGACACUUUUUAAUGAUGAACUGCACUUUGGAUAAGUGCGUUAUCGCAUCUUGUGAUGGACAGGCAACAGGGCGGCUGUCGAAGCGUGACGUAGGCAGGCGCCGCCCCACUGAAGGGCUCAGACAGGCGUAGAGGAGUGUUUGAUUGAUGGAUCAAUCAAAGGUCACCAAACUUCACAUAACCUCAGAAAUUAAAGCUCCUACUACCAACUUUUCUAUACCAACAUAUCAAGUUAAACUCAUCUGCACUAUUCUCCGAGGCAAAGAAAAAGCUCUGGUAGUAGGAAAUUUGCACUUGAAUCCAAGCUUUUAUUCUGAAAUCAGUUUAAAUGACAUCCUGUAACAAGUUUCCUGUCUUCAGCAGACAGUUGUUGCUUCACUGUCUACUAAUGGAGACUUUCGUCACGUCAUUAUGAGAAUUAUUUUUUCACAGAGAGCGAAUGAAUGGGAUCCAGAUGUGCCAAUGAAAAACUGAGUAUACUGUAACAUUGAUUGUGCCUUUUUUGAUAUGUCUUUGUUUACAAAACCAGAAUUAAAACUGAAGUAUUACACUU